This is a messenger RNA of Vicia villosa (hairy vetch), 342 nucleotides long. RefSeq names its product Bowman-Birk type wound-induced trypsin inhibitor-like. The transcript has a single exon. The coding region runs from base 1 to 342 and encodes 113 amino acids. Gene Ontology annotation, cellular component: extracellular region. The record is from RefSeq and is a predicted model, not a curated record. Gene Ontology annotation, molecular function: serine-type endopeptidase inhibitor activity. Lineage: Eukaryota; Viridiplantae; Streptophyta; Magnoliopsida; Fabales; Fabaceae.
AUGGAGUCGAUGAAGAAGAAAGCAAUGAUGAAGUUAGCUUUGUUGUUUUUCCUCUUAAACUUCAAUGGAACAAUUGAUGCUCAUCUCAAUUCAACAUCUUUCAUCACUCAAGUGCUCUCCAAUGGUGAUAAGGCUACAAAUUACAAUGUCAUAUCCACAACAACAGCAUGCUGUGAAUUGUGCCUUAGCACAGGUUCUAACCCUCCUCGAUAUCGUUGUGCUGAUGCUGGAACCACAUGUCACUCAGCUUGCAAAGAUUGUUUUUGUUCCAAAUUACAUCCAACAUGGUGUCUUUGCCGUGAUUUCACCGACUUCUGCUAUGAUAAAUGCAACACAAAUUAA